AUUUUGUAUUAUGGAGAAUAUGAAAAUCAGUGUUAUUUACAGUGCCCGGUAUGUGAAGAGCCACGAUUUAAGCAGCGUGAUGUGCAUUCUGCUAAGCCUAUACCAAGACAGUCUUUGUGGUAUCUUCCAAUUAUUCCUAGACUUCAAAGAUUGUAGAUGUCUAGGAAAACUGUCGAGCAUAUGACCUGGCAUUUAAAUUGUUAUAAUGAAAAUGAGAAAAUGUUUCAUCCUGCAUGUGGAGAGGCGUGGAAGCAUUUUGAUAGCACUCACCCUGAGUUUGCUAGUGAACUGAGGAAUGUUAGGUUAGGUUUGUGCAUUGAUGGGUUCACUCCUUUUGGACAUUCUGCAUCUCCAUACUCUUGUUGGCCAGUAUUUGUGUCAGUUUAUAACCUACCUCCAACAAUAUGCAUGAAGCAAGAAUAUGUAUUCCUUUCAUUGAUUAUCCAAGGUCCCCAAAGUCCUGGAAAGAAUAUUGAUGUAAUGCUUCGACCACUAAUUGAUGAUUUAAAACAGCUUUGGUAUUUUGGAAUCCAAACUUAUGAUAGCUUUAGGCAUCAAUACUUUCUAAUGAAGGCUACACUAAUGUGGACCAUUAGUGACUUACCUGGGUAUGGAAUGUUGUCUGGAUGGAGCACACAUGAGAAUGGAGCAAUGCCAAAGAGAUUGUCUGGUGAUGAGAUGCGUAGUCGCAUCCAUUGGCUACCCGAUGUACUAUUUGAAAAGCCGCCGGAUCUGCUCUGUUUCCUCCUCCCUCUGCCGCCGGCUGUUGUUGGGUAUAAGCCCCGGUUUUUCCUGGUCCUUGAUUGCCCUGUGAUCCUAGCACUUGGAUUAGGCCUUUUGUCCUGUGUGAUUAAGGUAGUGAGACCCGACAUGUGGGAAGCCCAGGGGAGUGACGAGCUAGACGGCUAGGCAUUUUUGGACUUAGAUUUUGUAGCUAGGCCGUUAGUCACCCAUGCCUGACUUAGAAAUUUUGUGUACAGAACUCCCUUAGUUAUAGUCACGACUUUAUAAAUGAAGUCAUAAAUC
Molecule: messenger RNA, 1026 nt
Organism: Rubroshorea leprosula
Lineage: Eukaryota; Viridiplantae; Streptophyta; Magnoliopsida; Malvales; Dipterocarpaceae
Source: the annotation of a GenBank genome assembly